Iphiclides podalirius (scarce swallowtail) is the source of this 759-nucleotide messenger RNA. Lineage: Eukaryota; Metazoa; Arthropoda; Insecta; Lepidoptera; Papilionidae. The record is from the annotation of a GenBank genome assembly.
AUGUAUUUAGGCACAGCAACUUUACUGUACUUUGCAGCCUUGCUGAGUCCGAUCGUCGGGGAUAGCGAUGUUAGUGUUCCAGAUCGCUUCAUCAUCGCCUGCCACACGACCGACUUCGAAUGCUUCAAGCGACAGUAUCGCUCCCUGAGGGACACCGCGCUGCUGGGCAGCCUGCACUUCGCCAUCGACUACUACAAGCCGUACCUGUUCAAGUACGGCGACAGUGGGACCUGCAUCAAGCUUUCGGGCCUUGAAGAGAGCGAGCUGGUCGGGAUCAGCAUGGACAGUGGCAGCAAGGAGUUCCUUCUGACCCUGGAACUGCCCCUCCGUAUCCAGGAGACGAGCAACAAGACCGACAUCUGCAUGAAGCCUGAUAUAGAAUUUAAAAACAUCCAACCACAUACCGGUCCCUACCGGAGCUUCGACGGGAACGCAACGAUUAAAGCGACCUUCCCAUACGAGCUCCGAAAAAGGAAGGGCGACGCGUAUUUGUUGCUGAAAGAGGAAGACUUGGACGUGAUCCUCGACAUACCGGAUACGCGACCUCUGGUCAGGAACACCGAAAACGGAGGAAACAACUACGAGAUAUCGGAGUGGGCGUACGAAGUAGUGGAGCAUAUAGACGCGGCUCGACACUUCGCCCUGCCCUACACAACGAACAUACGUCUCUUCACCUCCACAGUGCCCCUGCACAAAUACCUUCUGCUCUAUCCGGAAGAAGAGUACACCGAACUGAAAUUCUCCUUCUACGAUUCCGAU